Exophiala xenobiotica is the source of this 1747-nucleotide messenger RNA. RefSeq lists its product as uncharacterized. The transcript is spliced from 3 exons. Gene Ontology annotation, cellular component: membrane. Gene Ontology annotation, molecular function: carbohydrate:proton symporter activity. Gene Ontology annotation, biological process: carbohydrate transport; transmembrane transport. The coding region runs from base 1 to 1587 and encodes 528 amino acids. The record is from RefSeq and is a predicted model, not a curated record. NCBI's taxonomy places the organism in Eukaryota, Fungi, Ascomycota, Eurotiomycetes, Chaetothyriales, Herpotrichiellaceae.
AUGGCAGACGAGGCGAACCCACAAGAAUCUGUGCCGCUCAAGGACAAAUUCUUCCGCCACUAUCGGUCAUUCCUCUACUGUGGGAUAACUUGUAUUGGCGGCUUCCAACUCGGGCUCGAUCUUGGGGCCAUCGCAGGCUUCCAGGCCAUGCCUGGUUUCCUUAUGAAGUUCGGCUUUCCUCAAGAGGGCGCGACCUUCGGCUGGGGAAUCGACCCAACCGUGCAACAGCUCAUCAGCUCACUGAUGUUGGUUGGUGCUUUUGUCGCCUGCUUAGCUAUCGGUCCCUCCGGCAAAGUCCUGAGCAGGAAAUGGAUGUUAUUCAUCGGCUGCAAUAUCAACCACUUGGGCGUCAUACUCAUGAUGGUUGCGAACAACCUGGCCACUCUGUAUGCAGGGCGGAUCAUCAUUGGUAUCUCGGUUGGGAUUCUCGACGUGCUCCCACAGUUGUACAUUCACGAAUGCGCUCCUGCGGCGCAGCGAGGGUCACUCCUGGGGGCUUUCAACGUGCUUGUCAGCAUAGGCCUACUCAUCGGCUCGAUUGUCGACAACUACACUUUCACCAUUAUGAACUCCAACGCCUACAUAAUCCCGCUUGGCAUUUUCUUCAUCUCCCCGGUCUUCAUCACGGUCGCCUUGCCCUUCAUCCCAGAGACUCCGAGAUGGCUCGUCGAACACAACAAGCCAGAAAAGGCAAAAAGGGCGUUGAGCAAACUCCGUCACAAGGAUACACCGCCACAAAUCCUCGAGGCCGAGCUACAAGAGAUCAAAUCUGCGUUUGAAAUGGAGCAAACAAUGACCCAAGGCGUUGCGAUCCUGGAUUGCUUCCGGAAAACCAACCUUCGCCGCACGCUGCUCUCAGUGGCCCUGAUGAGCUGUCUCACCGGCUCAGGUGCCGUCUUCAUCCUCGUCUACGGAACUUACUUCUUUGCUAUUGCCGGUCAAACCAACGCCUUUGCAGAAAGUGUUGGCAUGACUGCUGCCGGUCUGGCUGCCACAAUCUUCUCGAUGUGGUUGAUCACAAGGAUCGGACGACGAACAAUCUUGAUGAUCGGUUUUGCCACCCAGGCAGCCGCUAUGCUCAUCGUGGCAACGGUCUGUCAGUACAAGUCGACAAGCGCCACUGGAGGGAGAGUGCUCGUCACCUUCACGAUCAUCUACCUCUUCUUCUACAAUAUGUGUAUCGCACCCUAUCUCUACCUGUGCGCCGGUGAGAUUCCGACUCAGCGCCUACGUGGUUAUACCUUGGGUCUGUCGAUCGGCGUCUCAUUCGCUUGGAACUGGGUCGCCUCAUAUACCGCGCCGUACUUCUUGAAUCCAUUGGAAUUGAACUGGGGCGGCAAGUAUGGAUACAUUUGGGCCGUUUCGAAUGUUAUCAUUCUCGUCUUUGUGUUCUUCUUUGUCCCCGAGACCAAGGACCGGACUCUUGAAGAGAUCGACGAGAUGUUUGAGGAGAAGGUUGCAGCCCAGAAGUUCAAGAACUACAAGUGUACGCGCGUUGAAACUGCUCGAGUCAUUGGCAUGCACAUCAUUGAGGAUCAGCAAAAGGAGGGCCAUGAUCAUGUCGAGUCGGUGCGUGGAAGUCAAUGAAGGAGAUGGAAUAUACUGGCAAUUUCUUGACGGAAAGGGCCUCGCGGGUUGAGGCGAGUGUGCUCAGAGCUGCGUUAGGAAGGGUUUGUUGACUACUGGUCCAACUCAUGCUAAGUGUUAAGCAUGUGCGAAUAAGUGCCAUACUAGUAGCUAGUCCUCA